ACAAAGGUAAGAAAAAUAUGUAAUGAUUAACUUAAUAAGAUUGAGAUUUGAAAUAAUUAGAUGAGUUACAUGAUGAGUCCCAAGUGGGAAAGAAAUGACUUAUAGCAGUGGGGAUAAAUAAAAUUUCCUUCACUUUUAUCUAUGUCAGUUACAGUGUUCGCGUCCCAGCCGUGAAUUGCACUUGAAUGUCUGCCGUUAGUGACAUUCACUCAGCUUUAUACCCAACAUUAAUAUUCAAGAUACAAUAAUGAUAUACUAGUUUAUUUAGCGAAUUUAUUCAGAUUAAUAACAGUGCAACGAUAAAAAAUUCUCUGAAGUUGUUUGUGAUGCUGUAACUAAUUUAUUCUAUUUUAUAAUUAAAGAAAAAUGAACAGUUGAAAGAUGGAUCAAGAGAUUCGGCAUCAAAUAUUAAUUGGCUUAGUUUGUAAUUUAUUGAUCGUUGAUUGUGGUCUACAUGAAGGAUGGGCAACAAUAACACUUCCAAAAUUUGGAAACGAGGAUCCUCUCGAAUUAACAUCCAAUCAACAAGUUCUUUUGAUCAAUUUGCUUUAUGUUGGCGUUGGUCUAGGAUCUCUAGCUCCAGUAUUUUUAAUGGACAGGUAUGGAAGAAAAUGGACUCUGCUGGCAGCAGCAGUACCUAAAAUUUUCAGUUGGAUUGCUAUUGGUUUAGCAAAUAGUCACAUGACACUCUACGCUGCUCGACUGUUAGCUGGAGUAGGUUGUGGAAUCUCUUACUCUGUAAUGCCAAUGUAUAUUGGAGAAAUCAGUACAAAAAGAACACGAGGUCCUUUAGGAACGUUGCAAACUGUACUAAUUAAUAUUGGCGUCCUUCUCGUUUACUCAGUUGGCUUGCAUGUAGAACGUUUCACUAUGGCAAUGAUGUCUCUAGUCGUUCCAGUCCUUUUCAUCGUAACUUUCAUUUGGCUUCCUGAAAGUUCUGUUUAUUUAACACGAAAGAAUCGACUCGUCAGUGCUGAAAAAACGUUAAAGUGGUCUUUAGGGAAGGAAAAUGUCGAGGAAGAGUUUGAGGAAAUCAAGAGGAUUGUUGCUACUGAAGACGUCGUAAAAAAGAUUGGAUUUUGCAAAUCACUAAUAAUAGGUAUGAAGUCUCCUGCUAAUCAACGUGCUGCUGGAAUUAUGCUAAUCGUUGCUAAUGCUAUGUCUCUCACUGGAGCUGCACCUAUUCUUUCCUAUCAAUCGUUUAUUUUUGAAGAAGCCAAGUUUGAGAUUGGUGCUAAUGCAGGCAUUAUCAGCACAGGCUGUGCCAUAGUAUUAGCUGGAAUGGCUUGUGUAGCAAUGGUUAAAAGAUUUGGAAAGAGAAAUAUCCUUCUGUAUGGGACACCAAUAGCUAUUCUGAGCUUAGCAACAACUGCUACUUAUUUCACUUUAACAUCUUAUCAAGUGAAUUUAGAUCACGUCAACUGGAUUCCCAUGGUCUUUGUUGUGAUUUACAUUGUUGUAUUUGGUCUAUCAUUUAAUCCAAUGCCUUUGGCUUACCUUGGAGAAUUAUUCUCAUUUGAAAUUAAAGCUGCUGCUGGAAUCUGUACCUCUUUGUAUUAUGCAUUAUCAACAAUUGGAAUUAUCAAGCUAUAUCAAGUAUUACAUGAUUCCUAUGGAACACAUGCUCCAUUUUGGUUAUUCACGGUAAUAACUCUGAUUCUCUGGAUUUUUAUUUACUUAUAUGUAAUGGAGACUGAAGGAAAAACUCUAGAAGAAAUUCAAAAUGAUUUAUACCGAGUUGCAACUGAGAAAAAAAGAAAGUCUGUUGUAGGUAUAAAUCCGUUGAAUAAAAUUCAUUUAGAAUCUACCUCUAUUAAUUCAACUAAAGUAUAAAUAAACGUGAUUUUUUGUGUGUUUUGAAUUUAUAAAAA
This is a messenger RNA of Chelonus insularis, 1871 nucleotides long. RefSeq names its product facilitated trehalose transporter Tret1-2 homolog. The record is from RefSeq and is a predicted model, not a curated record. The transcript has 4 exons. Lineage: Eukaryota; Metazoa; Arthropoda; Insecta; Hymenoptera; Braconidae. Gene Ontology annotation, cellular component: membrane. Gene Ontology annotation, biological process: transmembrane transport. Bases 382 to 1833 code for a protein of 483 amino acids. Gene Ontology annotation, molecular function: transmembrane transporter activity.